This is a messenger RNA of Carassius auratus (goldfish), 3337 nucleotides long. Its product is annotated as leucine-rich repeat transmembrane neuronal protein 4. Gene Ontology annotation, cellular component: plasma membrane. The record is from RefSeq and is a predicted model, not a curated record. Gene Ontology annotation, molecular function: protein binding. Bases 576 to 2483 code for a protein of 635 amino acids. NCBI's taxonomy places the organism in Eukaryota, Metazoa, Chordata, Actinopteri, Cypriniformes, Cyprinidae. The transcript is spliced from 3 exons.
CUGUCGGGAACUGUACAGGAGAGGAGAAACAUUCCCGAUGGAGUAACACUUCUAAACAGUAUUCUGUAAGCGCAGUGAUUUGGGACUGGAUUGAAAUCUUUUAAACAUCCUAAUUCACACUGAUAUUUUAAAUUCCACGGAUUAAUCAACGGUAAGCAUCAUCCUUUUGGGAAAGACAGUAUUUGCGCAGUAUGCUGCGAUGGAAUAUACUGAGACGGAAGGGAAUUGCUGGGAUUUCCAUAAGUUUGACUUGUGGUAGAUAACUUGGAUUUGGAAUCGCGCGUCUCCUGCUCUGUUUGUGAAUUGAGGUAUAAUUUUAGGAUGCAAAAUGGAUUCUUUCUGUUCCAGCGGAUGGUUAUGAUGCGAGUUUUGUUUUGAGGGGGAAUUGAAAGAUAUGGUCAGUGGUCAGUCAGGAGAGACUGAAAAUUUCCCGCGCCUGCUCUGCGGUGGAAGACUACAGGCGGGUGCUCGUGGAAGAACCGAACCAUCUGAAGAGAGCGCGUGCCAUGCCGUUUUGGGUCUCGAGCGGUAGAAAGCUGUAAAACCUGUGGCCAGGAGUUGACUGAGACGCGGUGAUGGGCUUUGCUAUGAGGCACCGCUGGUUCAUGGUGCCACUGCUAAUGCAGGCAUGGCUGUCUGCCACCCCUUGCUUUGGUGAGCGUCCUUGCCCCCGGAGCUGUCGAUGCGAUGGCAAAAUUGUAUACUGUGAGUCUAGCGCAUUUCGUGAUGUUCCCAAGAACCUCUCAGGCGGCUGUCAAGGCCUGUCCCUGCGGUAUAACAGCUUAGCAAGCCUGAAGGCAGGCCAAUUUGUUGGCCUCAACCAGCUCAUUUGGCUGUACCUGGACCACAACUACAUUGCCAAUGUGGAUGCACGUGCUUUUCAAGGGAUACGGAGGCUCAAAGAGCUAAUACUGAGCUCCAACAAGAUCACACUGCUACAUAACACCACAUUUCACCUGGUACCCAACUUGAGGAACCUGGACCUUUCCUAUAACAAGCUACAAGCUCUACAACCAGGGCAGUUCCAGGGACUGCGCAAGCUACUCAGCUUGCAUAUGCGCUCAAACUCCCUUAAGAAUCUUCCCUCUCGCCUUUUUCAAGACUGCCGUAAUCUUGAAUUCCUUGACCUUGGUUACAACCGACUACGCAGCAUUACUCGCAAUUCAAUGUCCGGCCUGAUGAAGCUAACAGAGCUGCAUAUUGAGCAUAACCAGUUCUCCAAAAUCAACUUUUUCAACUUUCCACGCUUCUAUAACUUGCGUGCUCUUUACUUACAGUGGAACCGCAUUAGGACCAUGAGUGAAGGCCUUACAUGGAGCUGGACAUCAUUGCAGAAGCUUGACCUUUCAGGAAAUGACCUUCAGGAGAUCGAUGCAGAGGUGUACCGGGGCAUACCAAAUCUUCAGACACUUAACCUGGAUUCAAACAAGCUUGUUAAUGUGUCUCAAGAAGCUGUGGAUGCCUGGACCUCUUUGACAGCAAUUAGUCUGGCAGGCAACAUGUGGGACUGUGGACCAGUUGUUUGCCCACUGGUGGCCUGGCUGAGAACCUUCCGUGGAAACAAAGAAAUUAAUAUGAUUUGCGCAUCACCCAAAGAAGUCCAAGGGGAGAAGGUUAUGGAUGCUGUUGAUGCCAAUGGGGUUUGUAGGGCUGCUAUGCCAUCAACUGUAUCUGCAACUGUUCCCUCUACCCCAUUUAUCGCCUUUGCCCAGUCCACAGCCAGCUCUUUCAUGCCAACUCUAAAGUCUGGAGACAGCAGAAGGGGCCAGGGGACAUCCUUGGAAGGUACCACCUCUUCUGCACCUUCUCAGCCCGCUGUCCCACCACCUGAGCAAGACUUUGAACCUGUAUCAUUCCACAAGAUAGUGGCAGGAAGUGUUGCCCUCUUCCUGUCGGUUGCCAUGAUCCUCCUUGUAAUUUAUGUGUCAUGGAAGCGCUAUCCAAGCAGUGUUAAGCAGCUACAGGAAAACUCGGCUGCAGCUCGCAAACGUCGGAAAAAGUCACGGGAGACAGAGCGCACACUCAGCACACCAUUGCAGGAGUACUAUGUGGACUACAAGCCUAAUAACACAGAGGGCACGGAUGUGCUGGUCAAUGGUACCGGGCCAUGCACUUACACCAUCUCUGGCUCCAGAGAAUGUGAGGUCCCUCACCAGAUGAGCACUCUAGCCUUCUACAGGUACGAGCAGCCCAUAGUGGACUACUGCCAGGCUCAUCAGCCCCUGCGGCUCAACAUGAGCUACGAGGGGCCGCCGCAAAGCCUGGAGGGGCUGGAGGAGCUUCCCCCCCGCGAGAGGAGCACCAUCCAGACUGUGGCCCUGCCGGCAGUGCCCACCAUCAACACGGGCACCACAGGACCCUGCUCCCCACCCAGCCAGAGAGCACCCAUGGAGGGGCCCAGCAUCCCAUACCCCACCACAGAACGCUCCAUUAACUAUCCAACAACAGAACGUUCCACCAGCACCCUCACUUUUAGACGCUAAUAGUUCCACUCGCAAAUCAAGGCAUGAUGGGUACUUUCAAAAGAGGAUGUGCCUGGGCGGUGAUCCACAUCCACAUUUUCGCAGCGGCACGUCUGAAAACUGCGCGUACUGCUGUGCACUAACUGUUUCUCGCAAAUAUAGAGAAGUGAAAAACAUUCCCACGACAUCGCUGGAGGACACGAGGAUCUGGCAAAUGGUACACUUUCAUUGUGGAGUGCAGUGUAUCCUGGAAAAUGGGAUUCCAUUCGUCUUUUUCCAUCUUUUCUUUGUUCCGACUCAAAGGCCCGUACACGUUUUGUUGUCCCCGUUCUGCUCAGUGGCAAAUUGAAAUCCAAUGCAACAUGCAUAAGACCUUAAACGUGGCUUUGGUUUCAUUCAGCCGCUCGCUCUGUACCAACUCUACAGGACGCCUUCUCUGAAGAGUAGAUAAUGGUGAUUCUCUCAUGCUGAGUGAAGAAUGAAUAGGAAUGUGCAAUAAAUAAGUCUUUUUCUUUCUUUUUUUUGACAAGGAGAGAGUGUGAGAACGAGAAAAUGAAACGAAACAAAUUAAUGUUCACCAGAGCUCAAAGGCCUCUCGCUGUUAUUUUCAUUUAGUUGCCAGGGAGUGCUCAUAAAUGCUGUCAUUAUUUGAUUAAAAAGACAGAUCUGUCCAGACAUGAGCAUCUCAGAUGGAAGAUCUCUUGAGUAUAAAAAAAGCAUUCAUUAAAAGUGAAAUGAAGUCUUACAAAGCAAGGUCUUUCAGAGUGCACAUGUACCAAAGAUCAAGCUACUUUAGAUGUACAUAUAGCUUGUCUUUCUUUUCAAAAUGUAAUCUGACUAAUCAGUGUGUGUCUAUUGCAUACUGUAAUGUGCGG